This is a messenger RNA of Oryza brachyantha (malo sina), 3021 nucleotides long. Its product is annotated as receptor-like protein kinase 7. The record is from RefSeq and is a predicted model, not a curated record. Gene Ontology annotation, molecular function: ATP binding; protein binding; protein kinase activity. Gene Ontology annotation, cellular component: plasma membrane. The transcript has a single exon. The coding region runs from base 1 to 3021 and encodes 1006 amino acids. Gene Ontology annotation, biological process: protein phosphorylation. Lineage: Eukaryota; Viridiplantae; Streptophyta; Magnoliopsida; Poales; Poaceae.
AUGCCGCCGCCCUCUCUUCUCCCUCUCCUCCUCCUCCUAGUUGGUCUCCAUGGCACGGCCGCCGCCGGUGCUGUCUCCGAGGUGUCCGCCCUCAUGGCCUUCAAGAACUCCCUCACCAUCCCUCCCACCGCCGCCAACUUCUUCUCCAGGUGGGACGCCGCCGCGGCCUCCCCCUGCAACUUCACCGGCGUCGACUGCGGCAAUUCCGGCGGCUCCUCCGUCACUGCCGUCGCCGUAGACGGUCUGGGAGUCGGUGCUACGUCCGUCCCGUUCGACGUUCUAUGUGGCUCGCUGCCUUCGCUCGUGAGGCUCUCCCUGGCGUCGAACGCGUUCGCCGGUGGGAUCGACGGCGUGGUGCGGUGCACCGGCCUCGAGGUGCUCGACCUCGCGUUCAACAUCUUCUCCGGCCCCGUGCCGGACCUCUCGCCGCUCACCAAGCUGCAGAGGCUCAACGUGUCGCAGAACAGCUUCACCGGCGCCUUCCCCUGGGCCGCGCUGGCUUCCAUGCCCGACCUCGUCGUGCUCGCUGCCGGCGACAAUGGGUUCUUCGAGCCCACGGAGGUUUUCCCGCCUCAGAUCACCGCGCUCACCAACCUCACCGUGCUCUACCUCUCUGCGGCCAGCAUCGGCGGCGUCAUCCCGCCUGAAAUCGGCAGCCUCGUCAAGCUCGUCGACCUUGAGCUCUCCGACAACAUGCUCACCGGCGAGAUACCGCCGGAGAUCACCAAGCUCACCAACCUCAUGCAGCUCGAGCUGUACAACAACUCCCUCCACGGCGAGCUCCCUCCGGGGUUCGGGAAGCUGUCUAAGCUCCAGUUCUUCGACGCGUCCAUGAACCAGCUCACCGGUGACCUCUCCGAGCUCCGAUCGCUCACGCAGCUCGUGUCGCUGCAGCUGUUCUACAACGGCUUCACCGGCAACGUGCCGCCGGAGUUCGGCGACUUCAAGGAGCUCGUGAACCUGUCCCUGUACAACAACAACCUCACCGGCGAGCUGCCGCAGAAUCUCGGUAGCUGGGCGGAGUUCAACUUCAUCGACGUGUCGACCAACGCGCUGUCCGGCCCGAUCCCGCCGUACAUGUGCAAGCGCGGCACGAUGAGCAUGCUGCUCAUGCUGGAGAACAAAUUCUCCGGCGAAAUUCCGGCCACCUACGCCAACUGCACGACGCUCAGGAGGUUUAGGGUGAACAAGAAUUCCAUGUCCGGCGACGUGCCCGACGGGUUGUGGGCGCUCCCCAACGUCGACAUCAUGGACCUCGCCGAGAACCAGUUCACCGGCGGAAUCAGCGACGGCAUCGGGAAGGCCGCAUCGCUGGGCAGCCUCAACCUGGCCGGGAAUAGGUUCUCCGGCGCGAUACCGCCGUCGAUAGGCGACGCCAGCAACCUCGAGAUAAUUGACAUUUCGUCGAACGGGUUCUCUGGCGAGAUCCCGGCGAGCAUCGGGAGGCUGGCACGUCUCGGCAGCUUGAGCAUUGCUAGGAAUGCAAUCAGCGGGCCAAUUCCGGCGAGCCUCGGCACGUGCUUGUCGCUCAAUACGGUCAAUUUCACUGGGAACAAGCUCGCCGGCGCCAUCCCGUCGGAGCUGGGCAGCCUGCCGCGGCUGAAUUCUUUGGACGUGUCCGGGAAUGACCUCUCCGGUGCUGUGCCGGCGAGCCUCGCGGCGCUGAAGCUGAGCAACCUGAACCUGUCCGACAACCAGCUCGUCGGGCCCUUGCCGGAGCCGCUCGCCAUCCCAGCCUACAGCGAGAGCUUCAGAGGGAACCCCGGGCUGUGCGCCACCAACAGAGUGGACUUCCUCCGCCGCUGUUCGCCAGGAGCGGGAGGCCGCUCGGCGGGCACCGCGCGCACCGUCGUCACCUGUCUUCUCGCUGGCCUCGCCGUCGUGCUUGCCGCGCUAGGCGCGGUGAUGUACAUCACGAAGCGCCGCCGCGCGGAGGCGGAGGCGGCCAUGGCGAGAGGCUCCGGUGGGAAGGUAUUCGGCAAGAAGGGGUCGUGGGACCUCAAGUCGUUCCGGGUCCUGGCGUUCGACGAGCACGAGGUGAUCGACGGCGUCCGGGACGAGAACCUCAUCGGCAGUGGCGGGUCCGGGAACGUGUACCGCGUCAAGCUCGGGAGCGGCGGCGUCGUCGCGGUGAAGCACAUCACCCGCGCGCGCGCCGCCGGGGCGGCGAGCACGGCGCCCUCGGCCGCCAUGCUGCGUUUGCCGUCGGCGGCGCGGCGCACGGCGUCGGUGCGGUGCCGAGAGUUCGACUCGGAGGUGGGGACGCUGAGCUCGAUCCGGCACGUGAACGUGGUGAAGCUCCUGUGCAGCAUCACCAGCGAGGACGGCGCGGCGAGCCUGCUGGUGUACGAGCACCUCCCCAACGGCAGCCUCUACGAGCGGCUGCACGGGCCGGAGGGACGCAAGCUCGGCGGCCUCGGGUGGCCGGAGCGCUACGACAUUGCCGUCGGCGCCGCCCGUGGGCUGGAGUACCUCCACCACGGCUGCGACCGCCCCAUCCUCCACCGCGACGUCAAGUCCAGCAACAUCCUCCUCGACGAGUCGUUCAAGCCCCGCAUCGCCGACUUCGGCCUCGCCAAGAUCCUCGACGGUGCCGCCACGGCGGACACCACCCCGGGCGUCGUCGCCGGCACGCUCGGGUACAUGGCCCCCGAGUACGCCUACACAUGGAAGGUGACGGAGAAGAGCGACGUGUACAGCUUCGGCGUGGUGCUGCUGGAGCUGGUGACGGGGCGGACGCCGAUCAUGGCGGAGCGCGGCGGCGAGAGCAUAGACAUCGUGGACUGGGUGGCUCGCCGGCUGGACAGCCGUGACAAGGUGGUGUCCCUCCUCGACGCCGGCAUCGGCGAGGAAUGGGCGAGAGAGGAGGCCGUCAGGGUGCUACGCGUGGCCGUGCUGUGCACCAGCAGGACGCCGUCGAUGAGGCCGUCGAUGCGCUCCGUCGUGCAGAUGCUCGAGGCGGCGGCGAUCGGCCGGGAAUUCACCACGCUCACUUCGGUGAAGGUGAAGAUGAUCCAGUAG